ACUCAGUUUUGAGUAACUGAAUAGACAUCAUGUCUCGAGCACGGCCGCCCCCCCUUGUAACUGGCAUCUCCCCCAAUGAAGGCAUCUCAUGGACAAAAGUGACAAUUAGAGGAGAAAAUUUGGGGACUGGGCCUACAGACCUCAUAGGUUUAACAAUCUGUGGGCACAACUGUCUGCUGACUGCUGAAUGGAUGUCUGCCAGUAAAAUUGUGUGUCGAGUCGGACAGGCUAAAAAUGACAAGGGAGACAUUAUUGUUACUACAAAGUCUGGUGGCAAAGGAACUUCAACCGUUUCCUUCAAACUGCUUAAACCUGAAAAAAUAGGUAUCUUGGAUCAGUCUGCUGUCUGGGUGGAUGAAAUGAACUAUUAUGACAUGCGCACUGAUAGGAACAAAGGGAUUCCCCCCCUGUCCCUACGUCCAGCUAAUCCGCUUGGUAUUGAGAUAGACAAAGGCAGAUUUCCUCAAAAAGAUUUGGAGUCACUGUUUCCUGGGAUGAGCGCUGAUUUCACUAGUGAAAACUUUUCUGCUGCCUGGUACCUGAUUGAGAAUCAUUCAACAACAAGUUUUGAUCAGCUAAAAACGGCUGUUGUGAAUUUGAAGAAACAAGCCAAUAAGAAAAAUGAGGGGAGUCUAGCUUAUGUGAAAGGAGGUCUCAGCACAUUUUUUGAAGCACAAGAUGCUCUGUCAGCAAUCCAUCAAAAACUGGAAGCGGAUGGAACGGAAAAAGUAGAAGGAUCCAUGACGCAAAAACUGGAGAAUGUACUGAACAGAGCCAGUAACACAGCAGAUACCUUGUUCCAAGAAGUGCUGGGUCGCAAGGACAAAGCUGAUUCAACGAGAAACGCACUUAAUGUUCUUCAGCGUUUUAAAUUUCUUUUCAACCUUCCCCUGAAUAUUGAAAGAAAUAUCCAGAAGGGUGAUUAUGAUGUGGUUAUUAAUGACUAUGAAAAAGCCAAGUCACUCUUUGGAAAGACAGAGGUUCAAGUGUUCAAAAAAUAUUAUGCGGAAGUUGAAACCAGAAUUGAAGCUUUAAGAGAACUUCUGUUGGAUAAGCUGCUUGAAACUCCAUCAACAUUGCAUGAUCAGAAACGUUAUAUAAGAUAUCUUUCUGAUCUUCACGCGCCUGGGGACCCUGCUUGGCAGUGCAUUGGUGCUCAACAUCAGUGGAUUCUGCAGCUCAUGCACAACUGUAAGGAGAGCUAUGUUAAAGAACAAAAAGGCAACUCAUUGCUCCACAGCCCCAUGUUAGACCUGGACAAUGAUGUGCGUCCAUCACCAGUCGGCCAUCUCAGUCAAACUGCUUCACUGAAAAGGGGUAGCAGCUUUCAGUCUGGCCGUGAUGAUGCUUGGCGAUACAAAGCUCCUCAGCAAGUUGUAUUUGUUGAAAAGUUGACAAAGCUUGUUGUAAGUCAGCUGCCCAACUUCUGGAAGCUCUGGAUUUCUUAUGUGAAUGGAAGUUUAUUCAGUGAGACUGCUGAAAAAUCUGGCCAAAUGGAAAGAUCAAAGAAAAAUGCUAGGCAAAGACAAAAUGAUUUCAAGAAAAUGAUUCAGGAAGUGAUGCACUCUCUGGUAAAACUUAUCCGUGGAGCAUUGCUCCCAUUCAGCCUCAGAGAAGGAGAAUCAAGACAGUAUGGUGGCUGGGAGAUGAAAUCCGAACUUUCUGGCCAGUGGCUAACACAUGUUAUCCAGACUGUAAGGCUUAGUUCUGAGUCUCUUACUGCACUGGAGAUACCCAAUGAUAUGCUUCAAAUCAUCCAGGAUCUUAUUUUGGACCUUCGUGUACGUUGCAUCAUAGUGACCUUACAACACACAGCUGAAGAUGUAAAGAGGCUAGCUGAAAAGGAGGACUGGGUUGUUGACAAUGAAGGUUUGACAUCGUUGCCAUCCCAGUUUGAACAGUGCAUUAUCCAUUCCUUGCAAUCUCUUAAAACUGUGCUGGACUGCAGACCUGGAGAGGCCAGCGUUUUCCAGCAGCAGAAAACACAGGAGGAUGUGAGCCAGCUAAGCAUUGGGAUCAUGCAGGUCUUUAUAGACUGUUUGGAACAACUGAGCACCAAACCUGAUGGUGACAUAGAUACAUCACAUCUUUCAGUUGAUGUUUCAUCUCCAGAUUUGUUUGGAAGCAUUCAUGAAGACUCAAGCCUUUCUUCAGAACAGAGGCUUUUAAUUGCACUCAGCAACUGCCGUUAUCUGGAACGUCAUACCUUCCUAAAUAUAGCUGAACAUUUUGAGAAACAUGGCUUUCAAGGUGUUGAAAAAAUAACUCAAGUUAGUAUGGAAUCCUUGAAAGAGCUGGAUCAAAGGCUGUUUGAAAUGUACAUUGAAUUUAAGGCAGAUCCGAUAGUUGGGUCGUUAGAACCUGGCAUUUAUGCAGGAUAUUUUGAUUGGAAAGAUUGUCUUGCUCCAUCAGGUGUCAGAAACUAUUUGAAAGAAGCACUAGUGAAUAUCAUUGCUGUGCAUGCAGAGGUGUUUACCAUUUCCAAAGACUUAGUUCCUCGGGUAAUGUCAAGGGUUGUAGAAGCAGUCUCUGAAGAACUGAGUCGACUGAUGCAGUGUGUUUCAUCCUUCAGCAAAAAUGGAGCUUUACAGGCAAGACUUGAAAUCUGUGCAUUGAGAGAUACCGUGGCCAUAUACCUAACACCUGAAAGCAACUCGAGCUUUAAGCAAGCUUUGGAAGCCUUGCCUCAGCUCUCAAGUGGGACUGACAAAAAGUUACUAGAAGAGUUACUAAACAAAUUUAAAAGCAGCAUGCACUUGCAGCUAACCUGUUUUCAAGCUUCUUCGUCAACAAUGAUGAAAACAUAG
Pterocles gutturalis (yellow-throated sandgrouse) is the source of this 2807-nucleotide messenger RNA. RefSeq names its product exocyst complex component 2 (gene EXOC2). The transcript has 27 exons. Gene Ontology annotation, cellular component: exocyst. Lineage: Eukaryota; Metazoa; Chordata; Aves; Pterocliformes; Pteroclidae. Gene Ontology annotation, biological process: Golgi to plasma membrane transport; exocytosis. Bases 30 to 2807 code for a protein of 925 amino acids. The record is from RefSeq and is a predicted model, not a curated record.